Messenger RNA from Dromaius novaehollandiae (emu), 5364 nucleotides. It is a transcript of the gene RELL2, whose product is annotated as RELT like 2. The coding region runs from base 2775 to 3932 and encodes 385 amino acids. The transcript is spliced from 7 exons. Gene Ontology annotation, biological process: positive regulation of cell-substrate adhesion; positive regulation of p38MAPK cascade. The record is from RefSeq and is a predicted model, not a curated record. Lineage: Eukaryota; Metazoa; Chordata; Aves; Casuariiformes; Dromaiidae.
UUGCUAUUACAGCUUUCACCUCUAAGGUCCAGGAAGGGCUGCAUAGGACAAGGCUCCUCUUUGGCCUGGCCAUAAGGAUAUUAAUGAGAUUCAGCAGUGGCACAAAGAAUAAGCAGCCCCAGGCUGAAGGACUCUGAGGCCUGGCGUAGUGGAAACAGGAUGGAGUUCCCUGCAUGAGGGGUCCAGAGGGGGCUUGUUCUGUGCGCUGAGAGAUAGGUGCCUGUCUCAGGAGGAAGAGGAGGAAGGCAAUCAACUGGGAUAAUGGAGCUAAGGAGCUCAUUCCUUGUCCUGGUUCAACCUCCUUCACCCCAUGCAGGGCCAGGAUUUGUCCUAGGACAGGCUGCUGUGCCUUCCUCCUUCUCCCCAUCAUGCGCCUCCUUGGUUCUGGAAAUGCUUAGAUAGCUGAGACAGUGGGAAAAUGGAAAUCUUUUCUUGGGGGAAGAGGUUAAAAGAACUGGGCUUGUUUAGCCUGGCAAAACUGAAGGCUGAAAGGGGAUAGGAUUGCCAUGCAGAAAUACAUUGGGUGGGCGGAAACACCAGAGAGGAAAAAGAAUGAUUUAUUCUAAAGGACAGCGUGGGCAUGAGAACAAAUGAGAAAAAAGCUCACCAUGACUACGUUACCCUGGGACUUAGGAGAAAGUCAGAACUGCAAGGUCUCUGGCCCACUGUCUCUUCAAAGAUGCAAUGGCAAGGACUGCAUGCUUUUAAGAUCUUGAUCAGCAGAGACUCACAUGAUGUUGUAGUCUGUGGCAGCUCAACAGACUGGGGUCAGGAGACUUCUCCUAUCCUGUGUCACCAGCAACACGUGGCAGGAACAGGCCAAAAAAGUCUCCCACUGCCCGCGGUCUUUUCUUUUCAUAUUAGGACUAUUUUAUGGCUACAGCCUGUCUUCCUGCCAGGAUAACAGACAGAAGAAUGGCACAUAUGAUGCGCUGUAACCUGGUGAAGUCAUGGGGUUGAAGGAGAGUCCUGGGCUCCUGAGUGUUACUACCAUGAAUCCCCUGGCCGCUUUUGGAUAGGAAUGAGGGCUCUCAUCAUCACAUAUCUGGCUACAAGGAGCAUCUAGUCUGAAAGCCUGGAAGGGUUGUCGUUGCCUCAGCAGUAGAUAAACACAGAUAUAUGCCAACACUUCCCUUUGCUCACCUGUGUUUCCACCCACAUGGGCCAGUUCAGCUGUGAGGGGCUUUGGGACGUAGGGAUGUAGGAGGUUCAGCACUUGUGUUAUUUCUGCCCUCCUGGCUUUGGUUGUGUUCCCGAUAGCUUCUUACCCAUAUCAAACGCCACGGUGAGGGGGCUGCUGUCUGUGGGAUCCCUAAGGAUCCAAGGGCAGGAACAGUUCACCUUCAAUGAUCCUCUGAAUUUGGCCUCCCAUUGCAGCAGUGAAUGGUGGCAGAGGGUCACUUUUGGAAGCAGGGCAGGGGAGUGAGGGCUAGCACCCUGCCAAAAAGAGUAAGGAGUGGGGCCAGCCCUGUGGGGUGGUCUCCACACGCAGCUCUGGCAUGAAGCCCAGCUGAAGAGAGCCCAGGCAAUGACAACAAAGCAGCUACACCGCAGCAGUCUGUGCUGUGGUUGGGGUGCAGCUAGUUUGUGAGGCCGCUACUGUGUCCAGUCUGACAACUGAUGAGAUGUUUGAACACUUGUGUCCGUACACGUUUUUAUAUCAUAUGCACAGGUACCUGCAUGGGAUAUGGGUAUGCUGAGCAACUUAGCUGCCUUUGAGCUCAGGCAAGAAGGAGGGGAAUAAACAUAGAAUCUUGAUACGUGGUAAGACUUAAGAAUUAAUUGGGCAUCACACGGACUUAGUGGGGCAAUUCCCACAUAUGAAUGUUUAUAUAGAUAGUUCAGUAAAGAUGUGAUGGGAGAUAUGAUGUCACCAAGUAUUUCAAGGGUUGCAUAUACUUUUUGAGGUCUGGGUGGAUGACUGGCCACUGUAGGUAGGACCAAGAGAAGCAGGCUUAAUGUGCAGUAGCAAAGGAGAUUUUGGUGAAGUCUCUCAAAGUGAAGAUGAUGUGGAAAAGAUGGAAAAGAAGGUAUUGGGACUACCACUGAUGGAGGUUUUGAAGAGUGGUUUAGACAAACUUUUUUCAGGCAUGAGAGAGAGAAAGUUGGCUUACCUGCCUCUGAGCAGGGUGUUGGGCUGUGUGAUCUUUUGAGGCUCCUUUUCCAUGAUCUCCCUGACUCUUUGGUGCCAUGAUCAUGAACCUGUUAGUGCAGAUAAAUGCACGCCUCUCCUCCUGCAUGCCCCACUGUGCCUUGCACACACCAAUGCAGGAACAGUCCUGUUCUUGCUGAGACCCAUUUCCACCCCUUUGCCUCCCCUCACCACUGUUCUUGCUCUAAAAAUCGACAAAUGCUUUGGAAAGGAACGUACCGGGGGAGUCAGGGCCGACUUGCAUUCUGGCAAUGUUAUCUGCCCUGGGACAGUGAGCGGUUUGCCAGCACAUCUUCACUGAGCGACACUGUUGUUUAGCCCUUGCUGCAGCUGCUGGCAUUUCCCUGAGCUUCUCUCUGCACCUUCAUCCACUGAAGCACUUUCAGAGAGAUAUUCUCGGAUCAGGACAGGCAGAUGCUUCUGCUAGCAGACAGCAGUAGGCUGCCUAGGAAGGCAGAGCAGCGUGGCUCGUUUGCUCCUUCCUGAGGAAGAGAAGAGGCCAGGAGCUGGGACAGCAGAAGGAUGCUCAAAGUGGUACCCUGCAGCAAGGAUGCUGGGUUGCUAGGAGACAGGUGAAGGUGAAGAGGAGAGCUCUGCAGAGCGCCGGAGGCUCAAGAUCCGCAUGUCAGACCAGAACAGCACCGAUGAUGGGGAGUCAGACCCCCAGCACAGCCUGUCUAUGGUCUUCCUCCUUGUCCUGGUCUUCUUCAUCAUGGGGCUGGUCGGUUUCCUGAUCUGCCAUGUCCUGAAGAAGAAGGGCUAUCGGUGCCGGACUUUCCGUGAUGAGCUCGACCCAGAUAACAAAGAUGUGCUGACAGAGCUGCAGGCCAAUGAAGAGGAGGAGCUGAACGAGGACACUGUGGAGAAGAUUGUAAGAUGCAUCAUCCAAAAUGAAGCAAAUGCGGAGGCCCUCAAGGAGAUGCUGGGGGACAAUGAAGGGGAUGUCCCAGUGCCAGUACCCAGCCUUUGUCCCCACCGUAACAGCCAAGAUGGGGGACCACCACAUCACCAUACGGUGCACCUGGGCUCCACGCAGGCCCCCUGCAUCCACUGCAGCAAGAGGAAGAAGCCCCCACUGCAUCGGCAAGGGAGGUCCAAGGAUGGCAAAGGCAGGAUGCAUCCUGGAGAGACCACUGUCUUCUCAGUGGGCAGGUUUCGUGUCACACACAUUGGGAAGAAAUCCACUUUCCAUGACCAACAGGAUGCUCCCCUGCCUGAUGGCAGCAAGGAGCCAAGCACAGAGGAGUUAGAGCACAGCAAUGAACAGCUGCAUCAGGAGAGUGCUCGCAAUGGGACUGUCCCCAUGGAUGGCCUGAAGAACGGAGCCAUCCAGAAGGGUGCACAGAGCAGCAAAGGCACGGAGCAAAGUUACUCAAAUGCCCCAGCUCCAAACACACCAGCCAAAUCAGAUACUCGCAACAAUAGACCGGAUGGCAAGGGGCCUGGGAAGGCAGGCUCACUGCAGGAUGUUGACACUGCUCUUGGGAGCGCUAGUUGCCAAAGGAAGCAUGUGGCCCAUCAGGCACUGGGAGGGUCAAGUGCCAGCACCCCAGGAGAGCCUGUGGAGGAAGGAGGGCAGAGAGCCAGCAUCUACCAGGAGGGGGCUGGACUGGGGUCAGCAGACGAAGUGUCAGAUAUUCACGGGAGCCUGAUUCUACAAGAAGGAUCACAAGCUGAUGAGUUGGGAAGCAACUACACCAGCAGGAAGCAGCCUGGAGCAGAGGACAUGGGGCAGCAGGAGCUGAGCGCCAUGGUGCAGGACCCAGGAAUAACCGUGUGACGUAAGUGCUUCUCUCUGGCCCCUGGGUCAUGAUGCCCUUGGAGAGCAUGGGACCCAUGCCCCGGGUGGGUUACGGCCCGCUGUGCCUGGGCCCAUGCCAGCCUUCAGCUGCAGAGACAGGGCAAAGCAUGUAGCGAACAUGUGCUGUUCCUGCAAGAGUCAGCACCCAUCUUCCACUUGACUUUUAGCCUGCAUCUAGUAGAGAAAAAGGGGCUUCCAGGUCCUGCAAGAGGCAGGAUCUCCACCUCCCAGGACAUGGAAAUCCUGGAGCUCAUUCGCCCACAUGCCAGGCCUGAGCUGUGCAGUACCAGACACAGCCACUGGUAGAAACCCCUCAGGGGUUGCCGUUGCCAUGCUGGGCCUGGAAGCAAGUGAACAGGGGGCAAAAGCCUGGCUGAACCACAGCUCAUCCCAUGGAGGAGGGCAGGGCUGCAGCCCCAACAGCAUGGACAAGGCCAAGGGCUCCUGUUCAGCUCCUCUUUCUCUCACAGCUCCUCUCCGUCCCCAGCUCGGGCGGCCGAUGGGAGGCACGCAGCCCCCAUCCCUCACGCUGGGCUUGGGGCUCUGCCGUGGCGGGGCCGCAGGGGCUGAUGGCAGCCAGCCCCAGCCCAGAAGAGCAGCUACGUGCUUGGCAUGGCCAGAGCGACGCGCGGACAUUAAACAGACAACCGCACUCGGCGACAGACCUCAUCCCAUUGGCAAUAGUUACCCGACUCCUACCCUCACCGCACUUGCCCCAGAGACCCCCCCAACACACCAGGCCCCACAGGGGCAGCUCAAGCCCCUCGGGCCUGGCACGGGCAGGACAGCACCAGCACCAUCCUGGCCCAGACCUGCUGCCCGCAUGGGUCUCCGCAGCUCCUGCUGCCCCGGGGCAGGCAGUGCUGCAGAAAGGACAGCAUCAGAUGGAGCCAAGCCCCUGCCGAGCAAACAGGCAGGGAUGCAGGUGCUUGACCAUGGCGAGGCCUGGGCUGAGCCCACACAUGGUUGUGGCAGCACAUCUGCACCAGCCUGGCACGUUAAAUGCAGAGCACAGCCCCACAGGGCAACCUGGCCUCAGUGGUACCAACUAAUGACCAGCUGAGCUGGCACAGCAGACACAGAGCAGAGACACGGGGCAGCAUUCGCCAUCGCGCAGAGCAGUCACGGCUGCCGGCCAUCCCCGGGCAGAUGCCGGCACAAGCCCUGGAUCUUCGCUGCAGGGGGACCAUGGCAGUCCCCAGGAGGUGCCAAUGCAAGGAGGAACAGCAAAGGAUAGGCCUCCCUCUGGCCCUGUGUCCCAGCUCAGGAGGGGCCAGAGCCUGGCUCUGGUGGAGCAGAUGAGACGGAGGCACCAGCGUACCCAGCCAGCAGCAGCCAGGCCCAGGGCAAGCUUUGGUGUUUAACUGCACUGUAAAUAGUCAAGCUAAAACCAUUAAAGCUGCUGAACACA